GAGCUGGCGGGCUCCGUCCAAUUGCGAGAUUAUUUACGAAAGAAACGGAAACGAAGAAACAAAGCACAAUUGUUCAGGAGAAAAUAAUUUCAAGCUCGCCGUUUGCUUCUCCGACUAGCUGCUCCUCGCUCUCGCCUGAGUAGAGCAAGAAAUCUCCAAUUUCCGUUAAUUCGGUCGGAAGCGGCGGAAGGGUUUCCGGAAGUCGAGCGCAGGGUCGAGUUGGGGGUAUGGCGAUGACGAUUGAAGGAGGAGGUGGAGGGACAUUGUCGGAGAUCUACCAGAGCGCGAAGAAACUGCUACUGAAAGCUCGAGACGGGAUCGAGAGAGUGGAGCGGCUCGAGAGCUCUACCUCUAAUGGAGGUUUGGAUUCUCCCGAGCUUUCCUUCGCCGUCAAGAAAGAUAUCUCUCAGAUCCAAUCCCUCUGCGCCGAGAUGGAUCGUCUCUGGCGCUCUAUAGCUUCCAAACCUCAACGCGAUCUAUGGAAAAGAAAGGUGGAACAAGUAGCAGAAGAAGCUGAAUCAUUGAAAGAAAGCCUGGAUAGAUACUUUGCGAGGAAUCAAAGACGAAUGAAGGAGGCACAAGAAAGAGCAGAAUUGCUUGGGAGAGCGAACGGGGAGUCUUCUCAUGUGUUGAGAAUAUUUGAUGAGGAAGCACAAGCAAUGCAAUCAGUCCAAAACUCUAAACGGAUGCUGGAAGAUUCUUUGUCCACAGGAUCAGCUAUCCUUACAAAAUAUUCAGAACAAAGAGAACGCUUGAAGAGGGCACAACGGAAAGCUUUGGAUGUGCUGAACACGGUAGGGCUCUCAAACUCUGUGUUGAGGCUGAUUGAAAGACGGAACCGAGUGGAUACGUGGAUCAAGUAUGUUGGUAUGGGCGUUACUAUCAUCAUCUUGUAUUUCUUCAUCUCCUGGAGAGGUUGAAUUGGCAGCUCUCUUGGUCUUCCUCUGCUGGCUUUCUUUGUCCUUCGAUUGUCUGCCUUAACACAGAUGAUAGAACCCAUUUAGCAUCCACAGGACGAAUGAGUUUGCAAGACAUCAUUAAAGAUACGGAAAGAUGUAUAUGCAUAGAGUCGAGUCACAUAUUACGACGACGAAAGAGGGUCUUGCAUGUUUUCCUUGGUGUGUACUUGAACCUGUUGGCAACGAAUGCAUUUGACUUGUAUGUAGUUAACAAAUAUGGAUUACAGAAUUUGAUUUUGGCGGGUCGCUUUCUCCUCUCGUUUUGAGUUGAGCACACUGCACUGCCCACUUACAUAUUACUUAUUAGCUGCUACUCCAUAUCUGUUGCACUCUAGUUUGCAUAUGGGUAGUUAACGGUUUGAUCUAAAACACCGAGGGUGUAUUUGUUUUAUUCUUUGAUUUUCUCAAACGUAAUUUUCUCUCUGGUUAGUUGAGUUUCCAGCCUUCAGGCUGAGCUGUUGGCGUCGGCAUCUGCGACGGCCACACCUCUUUUCCUCCUCAAUUAUGUUAUGAUGAGUAUCUCUUCUUCAACGAUGGUUGCUCCAGCAAUAGAUUUCCUAUCCGGCUCUAAUGACGUGCAAGGUGUUCCUGUGAAACAUCAAACCUUGGGGCAAGCUAACCGGCUUACGUAUAUCUCCUUUGAUUUUUGCUCUUAGACAGUGGCCAAGUUCGUGACUCCCUGCUCUGUGAUCGAUUGUUGCUGAUACAAUUGCCAUCUAAAGCGAUGUGUGAUUAGAUUCUACAAAGGUGAAAGUGAUCUGUGGUUCUAUUUUGAAAAUUUGUUUUAUCCGAGGCCAUGGACGCCGACGAUUCGUGUUGAGGAUAAUGGGCAGGCUUUGCCGAUCUGGUUACGUCUGUCAAAUGUACAGUUGG
This is a messenger RNA of Linum tenue, 1832 nucleotides long. The record is from the annotation of a GenBank genome assembly. NCBI's taxonomy places the organism in Eukaryota, Viridiplantae, Streptophyta, Magnoliopsida, Malpighiales, Linaceae.